Molecule: messenger RNA, 1545 nt
Organism: Aspergillus mulundensis
Lineage: Eukaryota; Fungi; Ascomycota; Eurotiomycetes; Eurotiales; Aspergillaceae
Gene: rhgB
Product: putative extracellular rhamnogalacturonase
Exons: 4
Coding region: 1-1545 (514 amino acids)
Biological process (GO): carbohydrate metabolic process
Molecular function (GO): polygalacturonase activity
Source: RefSeq, a predicted model, not a curated record
AUGCAUAUCAGCCGUCUUCUGUUCUUUUUGACCCCCUUGCUGGUCAAGGGUCAGCUCUCCGGUAGCGUCGGUCCGCUUACAUCGGCCAGCUCCAAGAGCCAAACCAAGACUUGCAAUGUUCUCGACUACGGCGCCGUAGCCGACAAGUCUACGGAUAUCGGGCCUGCCCUGUCAUCUGCCUGGGAUGAGUGCGCCGAUGGUGGAGUUGUCUACAUCCCCCCGGGUGACUACGCGAUCGAGACCUGGGUGAAGCUGUCGGGUGGAAAGGCCUGUGCCAUCCAGCUGGACGGUAUCAUCUACCGUACCGGUACGGACGGCGGUAACAUGAUCAUGAUCGAGCACAGCUCCGACUUCGAGUUCUUCAGCAGUACCUCCGAGGGUGCAUUCCAAGGGUACGGAUACGAGUUCCAUGCCAAGGGCUCGUCAGAUGGCCCGCGGAUUUUGAGGCUUUACGACGUGACGGACUUCUCGGUGCACGACGUCGCGCUUGUCGAUUCGCCCCUCUUCCACUUCUCAAUCGACACCUGCACCAACGGAGAGGUUUACAACAUGGCUAUCCGCGGUGGCAACAUGGGAGGCCUGGACGGCAUUGAUGUCUGGAGUACAAACGUGUGGAUCCACGAUGUCGAGGUGACAAACAAGGACGAAUGUGUCACUGUCAAGAGCCCCUCCAAGAACAUCCUCGUUGAGAACAUCUACUGUAACUGGAGUGGAGGCUGCGCCAUGGGCUCUCUGGGCACCGACACCGACAUCUCCGACAUUGUGUACCGUAACAUCUACACCUGGAACUCCAACCAGAUGUACAUGGUCAAGAGCAACGGGGGCAGCGGAACGGUGUCCAACCUUGUGCUGGAGAACUUCAUCGGCCACGGAAACGCAUACUCGCUCGAUAUCGACGGCGCCUGGAGCAGCAUGAGCACGAUCGACGGCGACGGUGUCGAAUUGAAGAACGUGACGGUUCGCAACUGGAAGGGAACCGAGGAAAACGGAUCUCAGCGAGGCCCGAUCAAGGUGAAAUGCGCGUCCGGAGCCCCUUGCACGGACGUGACGAUCGAAGACUUCGCCAUGUGGACUGAAUCUGGUGAUGAGCAGACGUAUCUCUGCGAGAACGCGUUUGGCACCGGAUUCUGUCUGGAAGACGGAGACGGAGACUCGACCUUCACGUCGACGCUGACCGCCUCGGCCGCCCCGGCGUCUUACUCCGCCCCCAGCAUGGACGCCGACCUGCAGACCGCCUUUGGCACCGACAGCGAAAUCCCCAUCCCCACCAUCCCGACCUCCUUCUACCCCGGUGCUACUCCCUACAGUGCCCUCGUCGGAGCCUCAGCUUCUUCAACUUCUGUUGCAUCCUCGGGCGCCGAGGAAAAGGUCAUUGCUAGCCCUGCAUCCAGCUCGUCUACUGCGACUCCCGCCGCUUCCACAGCUUCCGCGGCUCCUACGGCUCCCACUGGGGUCGAUGCCGUUUCCGCGUCCACUGCCAGUGCGAAGCCCACUGGGCAUGGGAAGUCUCACCACAAGCACCAGUGCCGUGCCCACCGCCACUAA